AUGGCCAACUGGACUGGCAUCUCUGCCAAACAGCAAGACGAAAUCGAUCGACUGGCGACUAAUAUCCCUACAAGGAAGAUACCCACUUAUGACGAUUUAUCCUAUGAUGAUCUCCUAAAUGACCAUCUCAUCCUCAAUAAACCUUUCUUGCUCUCACCACUCGCUACAUCGAAAUGGUCAUCUUCCGCCAAGUUCCGAAUCUCAUCCGCCGACGAAACAGUAUCUUUACCAAACUUGUCUGCGCUCAGACCUUACGCCCAUCACAUCGUGCCAGUUGCCAAUACCCUUCAACAGCAAUUCUCAGAAUUCGAAAGGACCGAAAAGCCUCUUGGUGAGGUACUGGAUCUGUGGGAAGAGGGCAAGGGAAAGGGACUGUAUGUGAAAGAUUGGCAUUUGAUGGCUGAGAUAGAAAGUGAGGGAAGCAGUGUGAAUGAGGUCUAUGAGGUACCGGAUUGUCUUAGAGAUGACUGGCUUAAUCCACCUUACACACCAAAUCCUCGGCUGACCCAACUGGAAAAUGGACGUUCAUCCGCUUCGACAUCCGACUUCAGAUUCACCUACCUCGGUCCUCCACUCACUUAUACACCGCUUCAUAGAGAUGUAUAUGGAUCGUAUUCUUGGUCAGCUAAUGUAGUGGGUAGGAAAGUAUGGUGGCUGUUCCCUCCUGAUAGACUAGAUCAGGUCAAGGACCAACAUGGAGAACUGGUAUUUGAUGUAAGGGAUUUAGAAGAUGAAGGUGGGGCUAUCAAAAUACUUCAACAGGAAGGGGAAAUCAUAUUCGUACCUAGCGGAUGGCAUCAUCAAGUAGUCAAUCUUGAUUUUUGCAUAUCAAUCAACCACAAUUUCUUUUCAUCACCGACUCUUCCAAUAAUAUACGAUACUCUGCGUACAUCCCAAGAAAGGGUAGAAGAGUCUAUCUCAGAUGUUAAGGACAUGAUCAUACAGAGGUUAGGGUCAGAAGGAGAUGUAUGGGAGAAAGAGUGGGUCGAAGAAGUUCAAUCGCUCUUGGAGAGAGACGCAGGAUGGAAUUGGAAGGGUUUCUGGCAGACUGUAGUCAAGAACGUCAUCACUCCACCUGCCCCUUCACACCUAUGUCCCCCUGUUCAUUUGAGAGAUGAAUGGAUCCGACACGUCAUUGAACGGUUCAAGCUCCGAAGGGAAUGGGUCUUACAGGAUGAUAUCCGCAUAAUCAUUGAAGACAUACAACAGUCAAUUGGGAUAUGUGAUGAUCUUCGGUGA
Molecule: messenger RNA, 1239 nt
Organism: Kwoniella mangroviensis CBS 8507
Lineage: Eukaryota; Fungi; Basidiomycota; Tremellomycetes; Tremellales; Cryptococcaceae
Exons: 6
Coding region: 1-1239 (412 amino acids)
Biological process (GO): positive regulation of translational termination; protein hydroxylation
Cellular component (GO): cytoplasm; nucleus
Molecular function (GO): sequence-specific DNA binding; 2-oxoglutarate-dependent dioxygenase activity
Source: RefSeq, a predicted model, not a curated record